This is a messenger RNA of Coregonus sp. 'balchen', 4375 nucleotides long. The record is from the annotation of a GenBank genome assembly. Lineage: Eukaryota; Metazoa; Chordata; Actinopteri; Salmoniformes; Salmonidae.
CUCUUCAUCACUGAAGAUGAGCUGAAGAAAGUUCAUGACUUUGAGGAGCAGUGCAUUGAGGAGUACUUCCGUGAGAAAGAUGACCGCUUCAACUCCUCGAAUGAUGAGAGGAUCCGAGUGACGUCAGAGAGGUUGGACAUGAGCAAACAUAAUCCUGUCAUGCUUAAGUACAACACAUAAUGUAGGCUCUUAAUGUAGGCUCUUACUUUUUUGUCAGCAAAUCACUUCCUCAUCCUCUUGUGUAGUAUGUGGGCACCAAAAAAACUUGAACAAAGGCUCCAAAAACACCCAAAUAAACUCAGCAAAAAAAGAAACGUCACUUUUUCAGGACCCUGUCUUUCAAAGAUAAUUCGUAAAAAUCAAAAUAACUUCACAGAUCUUCAUUGUAAAGGGUUUAAACACUAUUUCCCAUGCUUGUUCAAUGAACCAUAAACAAUUAAUGAACAUGCACCUGUGGAACGGUCGUUAAGACACUAACAGCUUACAGACGGUAGGCAAUUAAGGUCACAGUUAUGAAAACUUAGGACACUAAAGAGGCCUUUCUACUGACUCUGAAAAACACCAAAAGAAAGAUACCCAGGGUCCCUGCUCAUCUGCCUGAACAUGUCUUAGGCAUGCUGCAAGGAGGCAUGAGGACUGCAGAUGUGGCCAGAGCAAUAAAUUGCAAUGUCCGUACUGUGAGUUGCCUAAGACAGCACUACAUGGAGACAGGACGGACAGCUGAUCGUCCUCGCAGUGGCAGACCACGUGUAACAACACCUGCACAGGAUCGGUACAUCUGAACUUCACACCUGCGGGACAGGUACAGGAUGGCAACAACAACUGCCCGAGUUACACCAGGAACGCACAAUCCCUCCAUCAGUGCUCAGACUGUCUGCAAUAGGCUGAGAGAGGCUGGACUGAGGGCUUGUAGGCUUGUUGUAAGGCAGGUCCUCACCAGACAUCACCGGCAACAAUGUCGCCUAUGGGCACAAACCCACCUUCGCUGGACCAGACAGGACUGGCAAAAAGUGCUCUUCACUGACGAGUCGUGAUUUUGUCUCACCAGGGGUGAUGGUCGGAUUCGUGUUUAUCGUCGAAGGAAUGAGCGUAACACCGAGGCCUGUACUCUGGAGCGGGAUCAAUUUGGAGGUGGAAUGUCCGUCAUGGUCUGGGGCGGUGUGUCACAGCAUCAUUGGACUGAGCUUGUUGUCAUUGCUGACAAUCUCAACGCUGUGCGUUACAGGGAAGACAUCCUCCUCCCUCAUGUGGUACCCUUCCUGCAGACUCAUCCUGACAUGACCCUCCAGCAUGACAAUGCCAAUAGCCAUACUGCUCGUUCUGUGCGUGAUUUCCUGCAAGACAGGAAUGUCAGUGUUCUGCCAUGGCCAACGAAGAGCCCGGAUCUCAAUCCCAUUGAGCACGUCUGGGACCUGUUGGAUCGGAGGGUGAGGGCUAGGGCCAUUCCCCCCAGAAAUGUCUGGGAACUUGCAGGUGCCUUGGUGGAAGAGUGGGGUAACAUCUCACAGCAAGAACUGGCAAAUCUGGUGCAGUCCAUGAGGAGGAGAUGCACUGCAGUACUUAAUGCAGCUGGUGGCCACACCAGAUACUGACUGUUACUUUUGAUUUUGCCCCCCCCCCCUUUGUUCAGGGACACAUUAUUCAAUUUCUGUUAGUCACAUGUCUGUGGAACUUGUUCAGUUUAUGUCUCAGUUGUUGAAUCUUGUUAUGUUCAUACAAAUAUUUACACAUGUUAAGUUUUCUGAAAAUAAACACAGUUGACAGUGAGAGGACUUUAUUUUUUGUCCUUUUAGAAACUCUCAGUAUAGAUGCAGGUCUUUAGGUAUUGUACACAUAAAAUUGUGUCAUUACGAACUUUAUCCGCAAUUUAAUAUUCAGUUUUGUGCGACUCGAGCCAUUUCCCCUAUCCAGCUGUUCCAUUCUCAGUGUAGCCUGCUGCUACAGGUAACUGCCAAAAUAAAUGAAACACCAACAUAAAGUGUCUUAAUAGGGUGUUGGGCCACCACGAGCCGCCAGAAAAGCUUCAAUGCGCCUUGGCACAGAUUCUACAAGUGCCUGGAACUUCCUGUGUGGAAGCUCCGCAUGCUUUCAAUAUACUUUGUGUCCCUAAUUUAUUAAAGUUUCCUUUAUUUCCGCAGUUAGCUGUAGAAUGGAUGACAUGGUAUUGCUGGAGUCGCAAAAAAAUGGAAUAUAAUGUUGAGGAUAAUGUUCAGAACAACACAAUUUCAUGAGUACAACAUCUAAAGACAUGCAUCAGUAUACUGAGAGCUUUGCCAUUUCUAAAAGGAUGUAUUUGGGUGUAUUUGGUGCCUUUGUUUAUGUUUUUUUCACGGCCCCAAUACUACACAACGAGGAUGAGGAAGUGAUUUUCUGUUUGGGGUAAGUUUCUCAAAAACGUGUGAAUUCACAAAAAAAGGUGUCUGGACCCUGCUAUAACAUGCCAUUUGCAUCAAAAAAAAUUUAUCGGGUUCUAAAAAAGAACACUUCUCCUUUAAGUACAACACAUGAUGUAGGCUCUUACUUUGCUGUCAUUAUUUCCAGUCAAGGACCAUAUAAUCACUUUCACCCCCUCCUCUCUCUCUUUCUCCCCCUUAUUUUUCUCCCCCUUCCCCCUCCUCUCUCUCUCCCUCACCCUCCUUUCUCUCCCUCCCUCCCUCCUCUCUCCCUCCUCUCUCUCUCCCUCCCCCUCCUUUCUCUCCCUCCCUCCCUCCCUCCUCUCUCUCUCUCCACCUCCCUUCUCUCUCUCUCUCCCUCCCCUCCCUUCUCUUUUCCUCCCCCUCCCUUCUCUCUCCCCUUUCUCUCUCUCUCUUCUCUCUUUCUCUCUCUCUCUCUUCUCUUUGUCUGUUUCAGAGUGGAGAACAUGGCCAUGCGUCUGGAGGAGGUGAAUGAGAGAGAACACUUCAUGAAGGCAUCUUUACAGACCGUGGACAUCCGUCUGGCCCAGAUGGAGGAGCUGAUUGGUCGGAUCGCUGUGGCUCUGGAGCGAGUCACAGGGGUUGAGCGGGGCGAGGUCAACAAGGCCCGCUCACGCACCUCCUCUGACUGCACAGACUCGGCCUACAUGCUGCGUCAGGGUGAGUGCCCAGACGCGGCAUACAUUCUGCGCCAAAGCAGCUUCAACAGCCAAGAGGGGAACUCCUACCGGCUCAAUGAGGGUGCAGAGGGCUCCAUGUCGCCGCCCUCCCCCACCAGUCUGGCAACGCGCACACGCAGCCACUCCUUCUAUGUGGGCGGAUGUCACGAGCGAGCCGUGCCCGAAAGGGCUGACCGUUUCCUCAAGGAGCGCUCCUUCAGCCUGCAACGAGCCAAUAGCUCCCAGUCGGUGGCCUUGUGUACCGCCCCCAAGGAAUCUAAGCCCCUCCCACUGGCCACGCUGUCCGUCUCCCAGCAGCACCGCCCCUCUUCCUGCAUCGACAUCUUUGUGUCGGCAUCCGAGGAGGAGGGGCCAGCCAAGGUCUUUUUCGACCCACUGAUGAUGGCCCCUCCCCUCCAGCGUGACUCCUCGCUCCACUCUGAGAUUAUGGAGGCGGUGCUGUCGAGCGGGAGGGACUAUGGCGGAGGCAGCGGGUUGGGCGACAGACACUCGGAGGGUGGGGCCGUGUUCGACAGCGUGGCUGCAGACCUGUCGCUAUGCUCCGCCUACCUGCUCCCAGAUAACACCAUGCCGCCCUGGGAGCUGGACCCCUCUCCGCCCCCAUCAGCGGGCCUGCUGGAGCGCUCCAAGAGCAGCCGCUACCUGUCCACUGGCGGCAGGGGCUACCUGGAAGAGCCUCACUUGGUCAAGUCUCACAGUCUCAUGUUCACACCGCGAGACUGCUAUGGAGGCCUAGGGGCAGGGGUUCAGGUCAAAGCGGCUGAGUACACCAGCAUCACCGACUGCAUAGACACCAGGUGUGUCUCCGCCCCUUACACCACCGGCGACUGUUCCCAGUCCCCCGGAGGUUCCACCUCAUUCCCCUUUGACAAGCCACUGGACAUGAGCUCCUCCCACCCAGAGCGCGAGGCCGAGCUCAGCCACACAGAGUCAGACCCAGAAGACCUAGAGGACCUGGCCCCUGCCCCCGAGCCCCGUCGCAUGGGGGGGGGCUUAGGAGGGGCGAGUGGGACCCCCUUCUGCUCGCCCUUCUCCAGGCUGGAACGAGCCAACAGCUGCUCCUCAGACGACUCCUCUCACCCUCCUCCAAACAGAAAAAGCCUGUCGGUCAGUGAGAGGAUGGAGAGGGGUGCAGACCGUGGGGGGAUGGGGGAACCCAGGAACCCCUUCCUGAGGACCAAGUCUGGGGCGCGGCACGACGCCAAGACAGACAGCCUCUCCAUGAGGAAGCUGACCACCCCCUCUGCGUUCCGCAGCUUCGACAGCAGACAUAACUACACG